AUGGCUGCUUCAAAUGAAAAGUGGAUUGACAGUUUGCAGUUCUCCUCAUUGUUUUAUCCACCUCCACAAGAUGUAGCACAACGCAAGGCUCAAAUUACUGCCUAUGUCGAGUACUUUGGUCAGUUCACCUCAGAACAAUUUCCUGAUGAUAUAGCAGAGCUGAUCCGAAGUCGGUAUCCAUCAAAGGAGAACAGGCUUUUCGACGAUGUUCUUGCAACUUUUGUUCUUCAUCAUCCUGAGCAUGGCCAUGCUGUUAUCCUCCCAAUUAUUUCGUGUAUUAUUGACGGUACAAUUGAAUACGAUAGGAAUGGCCCCCCAUUUGCUUCUUUCAUUUCCCUUGUUUGCCCCAACAUCGAGGACGAGUAUUCUGAGCAGUGGGCUCUUGCUUGUGGAGAAAUAUUACGAAUUCUGACUCACUACAACAGACCAAUCUACAAGUUGGAACGCCAGGAAAAUGAAGCAUAUAGAAGCAGCAGCGGGGACCACGCUUCCACUAGUAAGUCAGCAGACGAUAAACCUCCGUCUAAUCCCUCGCAGCCAGAGAGGAAACCUAUGAGGCUGUUGUCUCCCUGGAUUACUGAUAUAUUACUUGCAGCACCUCUUGGUGUUAGAAGUGAUUAUUUUCGAUGGUGUGGAGGUGUCAUGGGAAAAUACGCAGCUGGAGAACUGAAACCACCUUUGAUUGCUUCUUCUCGUGGAUCUGGAAAGCAUCCCCAACUUAUGCCAGCAACUCCGAGGUGGGCUGUUGCUAAUGGUGCGGGAGUUAUACUUAGUGUGUGCGAUGAGGAAGUAACUCGAUAUGAAACUGCUACAUUAACGGCAGCUGCUGUGCCUGCACUUCUUCUUCCGCCCCCGACUACACCCAUGGAUGAGCAUCUAGUGGCUGGUCUGCCAGCGCUCGAGCCCUAUGCACGCCUUUUUCAUAGGUAUUAUGCAAUUGCUAGUCCGAGUGCCACGCAAAGGCUGCUUUUAGGACUGCUAGAAGCUCCACCUUCGUGGGCUCCAGAUGCUCUUGAUGCGGCUGUACAGUUAGUGGAACUCCUUCGAGCAGCAGAGGACUAUGCCACAGGCAUGAGGCUUCCUAGGAACUGGAUGCACUUGCAUUUCUUGCGAGCGAUCGGGAUCGCGAUGUCUAUGCGAGCUGGAAUUGCAGCAGAUGCAGCUGCCGCUUUGCUUUUCCGUAUACUUUCUCAACCGGCUUUACUUUUCCCUCCUCUGAGACAAGUAGACGGUAUUGAAGUCCAACGUGAACCUCUGGGUGGCUACAUUUCAUCUGAUAGAAAGCAGCAAAGAGAAUUACCUGCAGCGGAAGCUACAGUAGAAGCAACUGCCCAAGGCAUCGCAUCUAUGCUUUGCGCACACGGCCCAGAGGUCGAAUGGAGAAUAUGCACAAUAUGGGAAGCUGCGUAUGGCCUGAUCCCUUUAAGCUCGUCGGCCGUUGACCUUCCUGAUAUCGUAGUCGCCACACCCUUGCAACCUCCCUUGCUUUCUUGGAACUUAUAUAUACCUCUACUCAAAGUACUCGAAUACCUUCCCCGUGGUGGCCCAUCUGAGACCUGCCUUGUGAAGAUAUUUGUUGCCACAGUCGAGGCCAUCCUGCAGAGGACCUUUCCGCCAGAGUCUUCCAGGGAACAAAUUCGAAAAACUCGGUACACUUUUGGACCCGCAUCAAAGAAUCUUGCCGUGGCCGAGCUUCGCGCUAUGGUCCACUCGCUGUUCCUGGAGUCAUGUGCCUCGGUUGAGCUGGCAUCUAGGCUUCUUUUUGUCGUGUUGACCGUGUGUGUUAGUCACGAAGCACAGUUCAUUGGGAGCAAGCGCCCGAAGGGUGAUAAUUCACAUUCUGAAGAGUUGAAUGAUGAGGUCCAAAGUGUCAACGGGAAGAAAAGGGAACUAGACAACAAACAAAAUAAGAAGCAUGGGCCUGUGGCAGCAUUCGAUUCUUAUGUAAUUGCUGCUGUUUGUGCUCUGGCAUGUGAGCUUCAGCUCUUCCCCUUGAUUUCGAAAGGGGGACAUUUGACCAAUUCAUCAAAAGCAAUUGACCUCCCAGGUGAGCUUCAGAGCAGCGUAGAUUCUGCUGUGAACCACACCCGCCGGAUUCUGGCAAUUUUAGAGGCACUUUUUUCAUUGAAGCCAUCUUCCAUCGGCACAUCUUGGAGUUACAGCUCGAAUGAGAUAGUGGCGGCCGCUAUGGUGGCGGCCCAUGUUUCUGAUUUGUUCAGGCACUCAAAAGCUUGCAUGCGUUCACUUUCCAUCCUUAUAAAGUGCAAGUGGGACGGUGAGAUCCACUCUAGGGCAUUGUCUCUCUUCAACCUAAUUGAUAUCCACAGAAAAGUCGUCGCUUCCAUUGUGAACAAAGCCGAGCCACUUGGGGCCCACGUGCUGCAUGCGCCACCAUCCAAGGAAAUACCUUUGUGUUUUCAUGGGAAAAAUUUUGAUGCUUGCACCAGCUGUCGACACGUGGAAGCGGCCCAGCCAUCUUCAUCAGCAUGCAACUCUAGUUGUGGGGCGUUGGUUAAUUAUGGGAAGGCUGAACCUGGGGAAGUUGAAAGAUGUGGUACUGGAAAAGGAAUCUCUAGUUUCCCUGUAGAUGCUUCAGAUUUGGCCAACUUCUUGACAAUGGAUAGGCAUAUUGGGUUCAACUGCAGUGCGCAAGUUCUUCUGAGGUCUGUCCUUGCAGAGAAACAAGAGUUGUGUUUUUCUGUUGUGUCGUUGCUCUGGCACAAAUUGAUAAUAUCACCUGAAACCCAACCGAUUGCCGAGAGCACAUCCGCACAGCAAGGAUGGAGACAGGUCGUUGCCGCUCUCUGCAAUGUAGUAUCUGCAUCACCAGCAAAAGCUGCAACAGCAGUGGUCCUUCAGGCCGAGAGGGAACUGAAACCUUGGAUUGCUAAAGAUGAUGAGCUCGGGCAGAAGAUGUGGAGAGUCAACCAGAGGAUCGUGAAAGUCAUAGUCGAGUUAAUGAGAAAUCACGAGGCCCCAGAGUCAUUGGUAGUCCUUGCUAGUGCAUCAGAUGUCCUCCUUCGUGCGACAGAUGGAAUGCUUGUGGAUGGAGAAGCUUGCACAUUACCACAGCUUGAGCUGCUGGAAGUGACAGCCAGAGCUGUUCAGCCAGUGCUUGAAUGGGGAGAAUCUGGGUUGCCAGUUGCUGAUGGCCUUUCGAACCUGUUGAAGUGCCGGCUCCCUGCCACUGUACGUUGCGUGUCUCACCCGAGCGCUCAUGUGCGUGCUCUCAGCAGCUCAGUACUUCGUGCUAUACUGCAAACGGGCCCCAUAAAAUCGAAAGGCAAUCAAGUAGAACCCAACAGUCCAUGUUAUCAUUACCCAAAUGUGGGCACCACCAAUUGGCAAGCUGAUGUUGAGAAGUGUUUGAUUUGGGAAGCUCACAGCAGACGUGCAACCGGCCUACCCACUCACUUUGUUGAUGCUGCUGCCAAGGAAUUAGGCUGUACCAUUACCAUAUCCACUUAG
Molecule: messenger RNA, 3468 nt
Organism: Striga hermonthica
Lineage: Eukaryota; Viridiplantae; Streptophyta; Magnoliopsida; Lamiales; Orobanchaceae
Source: the annotation of a GenBank genome assembly